Messenger RNA from Capsella rubella, 2129 nucleotides. RefSeq names its product cysteine-rich receptor-like protein kinase 15. Lineage: Eukaryota; Viridiplantae; Streptophyta; Magnoliopsida; Brassicales; Brassicaceae. Gene Ontology annotation, biological process: protein phosphorylation. The record is from RefSeq and is a predicted model, not a curated record. The coding region runs from base 1 to 2001 and encodes 666 amino acids. Gene Ontology annotation, molecular function: protein kinase activity; ATP binding. The transcript has 7 exons.
AUGCAUUCUUACGCCUCUUUGAUCUUCCUUCUCUUUUUCUCCUUCCUCACUAGCUUCGGAGCUUAUGCUAAAGAUCCUAAUUUCCUGUACCAUUCUUGUCCAAAUACGACAACAUAUUCAAGAAACAGCACUUACUCCACCAAUCUCAUAGCCCUUUUAUCCUCUCUGUCUUCCCGCAACGCUUCAUACACCACCGGAUUCCAAAACGCCACGGAGGGAAAAUCUCCCGACAGGGUCACCGGACUUUUCCUUUGCCGUGGAGAUUUCUCGCCAGAAGUUUGUCGUAGCUGCGUCGCCUUUUCAGUCAACCAAACCUUAACUAUGUGUCCGGAUGCGAGAAGAGCCGUGCUCUAUUACGAGGAGUGCAUGCUCAGAUACUCUGACAACAAUAUUAUGUCGACCCUUUCAUUUGGUGGAGGAUAUAUCUUGUUGAACGCCAAUAACAUUUCAUCUAACCUAGAAGACCGGUUCGGAGAUUUGGUAUCGUCCACGAUGAAUCAAGCUGCCGUCGAGGCAGCCAGCAGUCCUAGAAAGUUCAAUGCGACGAAGGCCAAAUGGACCACACUCCAGAGUUUGUACGUACUGGUUCAAUGCACUCCUAAUCUUAGGAGACAAGACUGCUUGAGUUGUCUGCAAUAUUCCAUCAAUGGAAUGGCUCUUAACUCAAUGGGUGGAAGACUUCUUUAUCCUAGUUGUAGUUCAAGGUACGAGCUCUCCCCUUUCUACAACGAAACCUCCGUUAGUACACAGCCACACCAACAAGCAUUACCGCCGUUGUUGCCUCCGUCUGCCUCUCCAGUCGCAUCUCCUCCUCGAUCUGGGAAAGGUGGGAAUUCGAAUAUGUUAGUGGUAGCCAUUGUGGUGCCUAUUAUAGUGGCUGUUCUGCUUUUCAUUGCUGGUUAUUGUUUCCUUGCAAAGAGGGCACAUAAGAAUUCCGAUACUCAACAAGCAUUUGAUGGGGAUGAUAUAACAACCGAAGAGUCACUGCAACUUGACUAUAGAACAAUUCAAGCGGCAACGAAUAAUUAUUCAGAAAAUAAUAAGAUUGGUCGAGGAGGAUUUGGUGAGGUUUACAAGGGUACACUUUCGAAUGGGAGCGAAGUUGCUGUAAAGCGACUGUCAAAAUCAUCAGGACAAGGUGAUACGGAGUUCAAGAACGAGGUUGUUGUUGUUGCAAAGCUUCAGCAUAGAAAUCUGGUACGGCUUCUCGGAUUUUCUCUAGAACGAGAAGAAAGGAUACUGGUUUACGAGUAUGUGCCCAACAAAAGCCUUGAUUACUUCCUCUUUGACCCUACAAAGCAAGCUCAGUUGGACUGGACUCGACGAUACAAGAUCAUUGGGGGAAUUGCUAGGGGGAUUCUAUAUCUUCAUCAAGAUUCACGGCUCACAAUCAUACACCGUGACCUCAAAGCAAGUAACAUUCUCCUGGAUAAGGAUAUGAAUCCGAAAAUUACUGAUUUUGGAAUGGCUAGGAUCUUUGGAUUGGACCAAACCCAAGAGAACACAAGCAGAAUAGUUGGUACCUAUGGUUACAUGUCUCCAGAAUACGCGAUGCAUGGCCAAUUCUCAAUGAAAUCUGACGUAUAUAGCUUCGGGGUGUUAGUUCUUGAGAUUAUAAGUGGUAAGAAGAAUAACAGCUUCUACGGGACAAACGGCACACAUGACCUCCUUACAUAUGCUUGGAGGCUUUGGAGUAACGGACCAGUGUUAGACCUCGUGGAUCCAAUGAUUGUAGAAAAUUGCCAAAAGAGUGAAGUGAUUCGAUGUAUCCAUAUUGGUCUUUUAUGUGUUCAGGAAGACCCGGUAGAGCGUCCAACCAUGCCAGCCAUUUUCAUGAUGCUUACUAGUAAUACUGUGACUCUACAAGUGCCUCGACAACCAGGUUUUUUCGUUCAGAGUAGACUCGAACAAGACCCGCUUGAUUCAGAUCAAUCAACAACGAGCAAGUAUGUUUCAGGGUCUGUAAACGAUUCUUCGAUCACUGAUUUAUAUCCUCGUUGAGUAUGAUGUUUAGCUCCAAACUAACUCGAACCAAUUGGUAUUAUAAAAACACAAGUGACAACGUUUUUAUCAGUAGAAUUAAACGCAAACAUUUACGUACUAUUGUCUCACGCCAUGUGUCUGAUUUA